Messenger RNA from Rhodotorula graminis WP1, 600 nucleotides. RefSeq lists its product as uncharacterized. Bases 1 to 414 code for a protein of 137 amino acids. The transcript is spliced from 5 exons. Gene Ontology annotation, biological process: pyruvate import into mitochondria. Gene Ontology annotation, cellular component: mitochondrial inner membrane. The record is from RefSeq and is a predicted model, not a curated record. Lineage: Eukaryota; Fungi; Basidiomycota; Microbotryomycetes; Sporidiobolales; Sporidiobolaceae. Gene Ontology annotation, molecular function: pyruvate transmembrane transporter activity.
AUGGCCGCUCCCGCAGCAGCACAGCAGACCCUGAGCACCCGCAUCCAGUCCCUGUGGAACUCCCCAGCCGGGCCAAAGACCGUCUUCUUCUGGGCGCCCAUGUUCAAGUGGGGCCUCGUCGCCGCCGGCCUCAAGGACCUCGGCCGCCCCGCCGAGGUCAUCUCGGUCCCGCAGAACCUCGCCCUCACCGCGACCGGCCUCAUCUGGGUCCGCUACUCGUUCGUCAUCACGCCCGUCAACUACUCGCUCGCGGCCGUCAACUGCUUCGUCGCCGGCACGGGCAUCACGUCGCUGUACCGGGCCUGGGACUGGCAGCGCAAGUCGCCCGCCGAGCAGGCCAAGAUCAAGCUCGAGUACGAGGCCGACCAGGCCAAGCAGGCGGCGCAGGACGCCGUCACCAAGCUCAAGGCCUGAGCCGGCGCGCUCUGCUUUCUCGGCGGCUCGAUCCGUCUUUCUCUUUCUCUUUCUUGCGGUUGGGCGUGUGCGCGGGACGAGGUGCGCGGCGCGACGAGGUAGAUACCAUGCUCGAGGAGGAGGGACGAGCGAGGGAGGGCCGGCGAUGCGGUCUGGAAUGGGGACUCUUUCUGUUGUGCUCACGUC